This is a messenger RNA of Caenorhabditis angaria, 378 nucleotides long. The record is from the annotation of a GenBank genome assembly. NCBI's taxonomy places the organism in Eukaryota, Metazoa, Nematoda, Chromadorea, Rhabditida, Rhabditidae.
AUGUCAUCUUCAAUUAUUUUUCUAACAUUUUGUAUUCUCUCAGUUGUUUUGGCAACCGAAUAUAAUAAAUAUGGCGGACAUCAUCACUCAUAUUAUCAACCUUUGAAAGUCAAAACUUAUGGAUCUGGAUAUCAUGAGUCAUAUGGAAAAGAUUAUCAUAGCGAGAAGAAACCAGAGUCUUAUUAUCAUUACGAGCCAAAAUAUGAGGAUUAUCAUAAGAAGGAGCCAUCUUAUACACCAUAUUACGGUAGUUCAUAUAAUCAUCAUGAUGAUGAUUAUUCGAAACCAGAAUAUUAUGGAAGUAAAUAUGAGCAACCAAAAUAUGAGGAAUAUCAUGGAGCACAUGAUGAUCAUUAUUAUGGAGCUGAGCAUCAUUAA